Messenger RNA from Doryrhamphus excisus (bluestripe pipefish), 1932 nucleotides. It is a transcript of the gene bud23, whose product is annotated as BUD23 rRNA methyltransferase and ribosome maturation factor. Lineage: Eukaryota; Metazoa; Chordata; Actinopteri; Syngnathiformes; Syngnathidae. The record is from RefSeq and is a predicted model, not a curated record. Gene Ontology annotation, cellular component: nucleolus. Gene Ontology annotation, molecular function: rRNA (guanine) methyltransferase activity. Gene Ontology annotation, biological process: rRNA (guanine-N7)-methylation.
GGCGACAUACUAAUCUUCCGACUACAACGUUCGACGAAGAAGACAGCUGAGCAUGUAGAGUUGGAUUUCACGUGUGUUGAAUCUUUUACAUUUAACUUGAUAUAUAGUAGAAAAAAAUACAAUUAAAUUAUUUUCCUUAGAUGCUAACGCACACACCAAGUAAGAAGUAUGAGCUCCUGUCGACGACCAGAACAUACGGCCCCUGCGGAUGUGUUUUACAAUGCGGAGGAGGCGAAGAAGUACUCUCAGAACUCUCGAAUGAUCGAGAUUCAGACUCUGAUGUCUGAGAGAGCCGUGGAGCUUUUGAGCCUGCCAGAGGGACAGCCGUGCUUUCUGCUGGACGUGGGGUGUGGUUCGGGUCUGAGUGGUGACUACCUAACAGAGGAAGGGCACUACUGGGUCGGAGUUGACAUCAGCACGGCCAUGCUGGAUGUUGCACUGAACAGGGAAGUGGAGGGAGACCUUUUACUGGGAGACAUGGGCCAAGGCAUGCCUUUCCGAGCUGGAACCUUUGACGGUUGUAUUAGUAUCUCAGCUCUUCAGUGGCUAUGCAAUGCUGACAAGCGGACGCAUAGUCCUCCCAAGAGACUUUAUACCUUCUUCAGUACGCUUUAUUCUUCUUUGUCAAGGGGAGCACGAGCUGUUUUUCAGCUUUAUCCAGAAAACUCCGAGCAGCUGGAACUGAUCACAUCACAGGCCAUGAAGGCAGGCUUCAGCGGAGGCAUGGUGGUGGACUAUCCCAACAGCAGCAAAGCCAAAAAGUUCUUCCUGUGCCUGUUUGCUGGUGUGACCGGUGUACUGCCAAAGGGUUUGGGGUCAGAAACUACAGAUAGAACAGUUGGAAACCAGGUCCAGUAUUCAGGACAAAGAUGCCGUUUCAAAAACAUGAAGGGUAAAUCGGUAAAGAAGGGCCGAGAUUGGAUCUUGGAGAAGAAGGAGAGGAGGCGGAGACAAGGACGGGAUGUGCGGGCUGACACCAAAUACACGGGACGUCAGAGGAGACCUCAUUUCUAGUUGCGACUCACGCAACUGGGCUUUUUUGCAAUUUGCAAUCACACACGCCAACACACACACACACGUGCACGUUGAGCGUGUAUGAAUUUCAUUCUUUUUUAUUCUGAUAGAUGAGAUGUGCAAGUGGAAGAGACAUUUAGCCUGUUUUCUUUUUUUAAAUCAAUCUACAAUGACGCGUGCGAGUGCAUGUAAACGCACAUACGCCACAACAUCCUCAUCCUCAUCCUCAUCACAUCAAACUACACAUGUUCUCAGUAGAACUACAAACGCCGGGUCGUGGACAACCAAAUUAUCCUGCCAAAAAGUCUCUUAACGCAAUUCAAGUACUGUUUUAUUUUAAAAAUACACAUACAAAUCUGCAACUAUGAAUCCUAUACAACAACAACAACACUCUUUUGUGUGUUAACAUUAGAUUCGAUUACAACACAAGCAAAUAUAGUUGCUCUUCAAUUCUGAUGAAAUUAUGAUUAGAUUAUUUUUUUAUGAAUUCAAUAUGAAUUAUCACCCCAGCAGUUUUUGCUGGCUUUGUGUACUAAGCCAAACAUCAAGAAUUUAUGGUUUGCAGAAAAGGUGGCGCUGUCAAGAAACCCUGAAGUUUAACCCUUAUAUGUCAGAUGGACUUGAAAAUUCUCACACAGCUCAAUGCUAUGUAAAAAAAAAAACAAAAACAAAAAAAACACCCUCUGUAACUUUCCAGUGUUUAGGCGCAUGGCUGCAAAAGCACGUUUGUAAAAUUUGUGCAAGAUUGUUUGAAAAAAAAACAAAAACAUGGCCGCCAUCAGUGGGCGGGACUUUGCAACUCAUUGGCCAGUUGUCAUUGACCAGUUGUGUGAUGAUUGUAAAGACAAGGAUGAGGUCACACCAUAUAUGGAAGUGGGAUAACUUAAUUAACCAGAUUUAUGGUGCAUAACAAAUAAA